[Candida] anglica is the source of this 765-nucleotide messenger RNA. The record is from the annotation of a GenBank genome assembly. NCBI's taxonomy places the organism in Eukaryota, Fungi, Ascomycota, Pichiomycetes, Serinales, Debaryomycetaceae.
AUGAGAGGAUCUCAAAUUCUUAGCUUCCAACAGACUGCUGUGGCCAACUUAAGAAGACCAUGGCAAACAUUUAAGGAUGGUCAAAUUUGGUACGGUCAAAUGAAGUCUGGAUCCAAGAGACAUGCCUUAACAACCAAACAAGGUAAUAAGAACUUCUACAAAGGUACUGGAUCUUCUGGUAUUGGUAAGUUGAACUCUCGUGGUCUUUAUAUUGUUGACUGGAGCAAGGUGCGCACAUACGUUGUUCCACCACCAAACCCAGAAUUGAAGGCUCUUGUUUCUGCAAGCACUCCAGAGAUCUUACAAAAGUUUGUUGGAUACAAGGAUCAGUUCAAAGAUCCAGAAUAUACUUGGGAUAGCAUAGUAAACUUUAUUGAAAACGGUGAAGGUUACAGUGAAAUUAAUUUGGAAGAAACUGAUUAUUUGGAAAAAUUUGUUAAGCCAGGUUUUGAAGAAUCAUCUUAAGGAAAAGAAGAAGGAAGUUUAUUUUUGAUGAGAUGAAAAAUGAAGUAAAUGUAGAGAGGAGAGUGUGUGUGUGAGAGAAGAGAGAAAGUUAGUAUGGAUGAGAUGUGAGGGAAGAAGAUUCUACAUGAACUAAAAUAAAUGAGGGAACAAAAUAAAAUAAAUUCCACAGUUCUAAUUCUAAUGGAUAUCAAAUAAAGAGUUGGCAGCUCAACCUCUUACUAUUACCAUCCAUACAUUUCUUUUCCAUAAUUCUCUCUUAUUAAAUGUUGUUCCAUUUUGAUGGAAGUUAUUUGGUGGGAG